Coffea eugenioides is the source of this 1155-nucleotide messenger RNA. Its product is annotated as ethylene-responsive transcription factor ERF113. The coding region runs from base 1 to 951 and encodes 316 amino acids. The transcript has 3 exons. Gene Ontology annotation, biological process: ethylene-activated signaling pathway; regulation of DNA-templated transcription. The record is from RefSeq and is a predicted model, not a curated record. Gene Ontology annotation, molecular function: DNA binding; DNA-binding transcription factor activity. Lineage: Eukaryota; Viridiplantae; Streptophyta; Magnoliopsida; Gentianales; Rubiaceae.
AUGAAGAAAGAGAGGGAGGAGAACAGAGGGGUCGUGGCAGUGGUGAGUGGUGGUGAAAAAAAAAUAAAAAGGAGAGUGCUGGAUCGAAGACAUGGAAAGCGGCCUCUUUCUUCGGAAGCGUGGAAAAAGGAGGAGAAAAACAAAGGUCAAGAUCAUCAUCAUGGAUCCCUCGAUGGUGGUGUGGAUUUGGAAUUCGAAAAUGAAACUAUUACAAGGGUGGCUUCCUCCGAGUACAGUCCCGACAGCACACGCCCACUUCUGGAGUCCGCCGUAUCUCCUGCUACUGCUGCUGCUGUUACUUCUUUCAGGCAAGAAGCUCAAGCGGGAAGAAGACAUUAUCGAGGAGUGAGACGGAGACCAUGGGGGAAGUGGGCGGCUGAAAUACGGGAUCCCAAAAAGGCAGCUCGAGUUUGGCUAGGGACGUUUGACAUGGCUGAGGAUGCAGCACUUGCAUACGAUGAGGCUGCGUUGAGGUUCAAAGGCACCAAAGCCAAGCUUAAUUUCCCCGAACGGGUGGUCCAAGGAGGCAAGUACUCCCAAUCCCAACUGCGCUACCCUACCGCCGUCUCAUCAUCAUCAUUGUCUCGCCAGCAAUAUAAUCCAAACCCUCAAGAAGCAACGGAGACGAUGAUCAACCCGAGUAACACUAACGUUCCCUCCGACACGAUGACGAUGACUAAUUACCCUCAUCUUCUCCAGUACGCUCAGUUGCUCUCCAGCACCGAUGCAGAGCUGCCUUAUUACGCCUCGGCUCUCUACGAUCAGCAACAACUACUGCAACCUAAUCCCCAAAUCACAUCCCCUUCAGCUCAUGUCACCCCAGACCUGCAUCGGCAACCGCAAGAAGAUUUUUCUAGUUUUUCCUCUGAACAGUGUGAUUACCAGAGCUUUUGUAGCUCCGAUUUUCUGAAAUACGGUAAGGAUUUUGAUCCUAAGAGCCCAGAUCAGUAGUUGCCUUGUCGAUAGUCAGUCAUGUUGAUAUCAUUAGUGGCAGGAGGAGGAGCGAAAAAUUUGUGCUGGCUUCUAGUUUUUUAAUCCAAUGCACCAACAGCAUUAUGUGGUUAAAAUUUGGAUGUGCGUACGUACCGAUGUUUAAUGGAUGAUGGAUUUUGAUUCUCCAAAUUAGAGUAUCCGUAAAAUGUACGGCUAUUAACU